UCCGACGAGUCGGUAACAGUGUUCGGUCUCUGGGUUCCAAAAUAACCCUUUUCUCUCUCUCUCUCUCUUUCUCUCUUCUCUGAGCUCGACCGUCUCUCUAAUAAUGGCUCUUCUUCUUCGCAACGCCACCCCUCGACUUGCCCUUCUCGCAUCACAGAAGGCGGCGGCGAUCCACACCACCAUCCCGGCGCUAGCCGAAUCUUCACCUCCGACUCAAUAUGCCCAGGCACCGCCUCCAUCAUCCAUAUCACCGACUGGCCUUUCCAAGACCGGUGAGUACGUGAUCUCGAAGGUCGAUGAUCUUCUCAACUGGGCUCGCCGAGGAUCUAUCUGGCCGAUGACCUUCGGUUUAGCAUGUUGUGCUGUUGAGAUGAUGCAUACGGGAGCUGCCCGUUAUGAUUUGGAUCGAUUCGGUAUCAUCUUCAGGCCAAGCCCUAGGCAAUCUGACUGUAUGAUUGUUGCUGGAACUCUCACCAAUAAGAUGGCUCCUGCUCUUCGCAAGGUUUAUGAUCAGAUGCCUGAGCCUAGGUGGGUGAUAUCAAUGGGAAGCUGUGCGAAUGGAGGGGGAUACUACCAUUACUCGUACUCUGUUGUGCGUGGUUGUGAUAGGAUUGUUCCUGUUGAUAUUUAUGUGCCCGGUUGCCCACCCACUGCAGAGGCUUUGCUUUAUGGUCUCCUUCAGCUGCAAAAGAAGAUCAACAGGCGCAAGGAUUUCCUUCAUUGGUGGACCAAGUGAAUGCUGCUGCUGCUGCAUAUAUUCACAUGAGUUAAUGCUUCUUCUUCUUCUUAUCCCAUAAUAAAAUCCAUGGUGAUGGUAGUAGUAGCAACUUUACCUUGGCAUAUUAUUGAUGUUUAUGACAAGUUUUUUUAAAUUACAUCCGACGCGAUGGAUUGGUUAAUACUUUACGUGUGUGUCUGUGUGUGUAUUUGUCGGUACCAAUCUCUUUGGACCCUUUUGUCUGCUUGUAAAGCAGUGAAUGGCAUAUCUGAUAUUUUUCU
Messenger RNA from Impatiens glandulifera, 999 nucleotides. RefSeq names its product NADH dehydrogenase [ubiquinone] iron-sulfur protein 7, mitochondrial. Gene Ontology annotation, biological process: aerobic respiration; mitochondrial respiratory chain complex I assembly; electron transport coupled proton transport. NCBI's taxonomy places the organism in Eukaryota, Viridiplantae, Streptophyta, Magnoliopsida, Ericales, Balsaminaceae. The coding region runs from base 104 to 736 and encodes 210 amino acids. The transcript is spliced from 2 exons. The record is from RefSeq and is a predicted model, not a curated record. Gene Ontology annotation, molecular function: NADH dehydrogenase (ubiquinone) activity; quinone binding; 4 iron, 4 sulfur cluster binding.